UUUUUUGAUUGUGUCCAACAAAAGUCCAGUCUACUCUGCCAACAAUUUAUCGCAGCAAUCAUGAAAGGCCGAUUGCUGAAGAGCCAGGCCUUCGCUUCGCUGACGUUGAACAGUAGCUGCACGCAAUGGUGCCCCUGACCUCCUGCUUCCUCUUCACCACCGCCACCAUCUUAUCCUUCUUCUCUCUGUACAUCCCAACCCUGUCCAUGUCGCAGAUCAACUACUCCUACUUCUACGAAGUCUGCAAGCCUCUUUUUUGCGGCAACGUGACGGUCUCCUUCCCCUUCUUCUCCACCAAUUCCUUUUGCGGCCUCCCCGGAUUCAUGAUUACCUGCGACCCCUCCUCUCCGCCCACCAUCACUUUCUCUGACCGUCCCUACCAGGUGAACAAGAUCUCCCUCGAUGAGUCCUUGCUCUUGGUGUCCGACCACCAACUCGCCCAACACCUCCGCUCCAACUCCUGCGACGCCGCCGGCUUCCUCCCUGCCGCCAGCUUCGCGUCCUUCCAAAUCCCCUACUGGAUCAUCUACCUCAACUUCUCCUGGUGCCGUCGCGACGAGGGUCAGCUUCCUCUCAACUUCACGAGCGAAACCGUCGAGUACGGUGGCUGCCAAGGGAACUCCAGCCUUUACUUCCUGUCAGGGACGUUGAACAACGACACCAUGCUUCCGGCGUCGUGCGACCAUGCGUUGCUGCCCAUACUGCUCGCGAGUAUCGUUGAGGCUAAUCUCACGCUGGCGAAGCUCAAGAAUACCAGCGUCGUGAAGUGGGACUAUCUCUUUCCAAUAGUGGACAAAGGGUUCGCUCUGCAGUGGGAUUAUAACAACACGGAUUGCUUGGUUUGUCAGGAAUCCGGCGGGCGGUGCGGCUACAACCAGACCACCGGGAAGCCGCUGUGCUUUUGCAAGGACAAAUGCAGUCGAGAUGGAAAUGUUGGUGCUACCAAGUUUGGCGCAUGGAAGAUCGUUCUAGCUGCAGUUGUCCCAACAGCAUUCCUAGCAGGGCUCUUCGCAUUCGUCAAGUUCAAAGAGAAAGGGGCAUCACUCUUUCACCGUCUGAUCAGGAAGAGAAGCACGAGACCAAGCGGCGACUCUGAGAUCAAGGAGUUCAUCAGCAACUACAAAUCGAUGCUGACCACAGAAUACUCGUACGCCGACGUGAGAAAAAUCACAAAUGGGUUCAAGGAAAAGCUUGGGGAAGGAGGCUACGGCAAUGUUUACAAGGGGAAGCUCCCAAAUGGACUUCUGGUAGCUGCCAAGGUGUUGGAGAAGACCAAAGGCAAUGGCCAGGACUUCGUGAACGAAGUGGCCACCAUCGGUCGAAUUCACCAUGUGAAUGUCAUCCGGCUUCUAGGCUUCUGCUGCGACGGCACGCGCCGAGCUCUGUUCUACGAACUCAUGCCCAGAGGAUCAUUAGCUGAUUUGAUAUCCAAGGAAGAGAUGCGACAGAAGCUGGGUGCUCAAAGACUGCUCGACAUCGCUCUUGGGAUCGCCCGGGGCGUCGAGUAUCUCCACAACGGGUGCGAGAAAAGAAUUCUGCAUUUGGACAUCAAGCCUCAGAACGUCUUGCUGGACAGCAGGUUGCAGCCCAAGAUUUCAGACUUCGGAUUGGCGAGAUCGUACUCUCGAAAGGACAGCAGCGUCUCUUUGACAGGCGCCCGAGGUACCGUCGGCUACAUAGCCCCCGAAGUGUUCUUGAGAAGCCUCGGGGGCGUCUCCCACAAGUCGGACGUGUACAGCUUCGGGAUGCUUCUGCUGGAGAUGGCCAUGGGGAAGAAGGAUGCGGCGGCAGAGACGGAGCGGUCCAGCGAGAAUAAGUACUUCCCCGACUGGAUCUACAAUCAGUUACAGGAGUGGCUGCGCGUGGACAUGGAGGACGUGGUGGCGGUGGUGGAGGAGGAUGUUGCCAUACUGAAGAAGAUGGUGAUGGUGGGCUUGUGGUGCAUACAGACUGAUCCGGUUAGCCGUCCUUCCAUGCUCGGAGUGGUAGAGAUGCUCCGAGGGGCUGCCGAGCUCAUCGACAUGCCUCCGAAACCUCGCCUGUUCUCUCCCCCGAGGCAACAGCCGAAGGAGAGCACUAGCUACGGUGAUGAUGGCACACGGUCCUUCUAUUACACAUUCGAGAGCGAGUCGUGCUGAUGGUAGCAGCAAGCCCAGCUGGUAUCAGGUGGAUCUCUUUUGAGCGUGGCACUCAGAACAGGGGAACACAGGAGGAAGGCUAAGAGAAGAAGGGGAGCUGUUCUUCUUGUUCCUUGUGCUUGCUGAUCUGAAGCAUCACAAGGGACUCCACUCAAAUGCAGUAAGAAAGUUCUGAAACAUAUCCCCUUCUGUUCAAGAUUUAAUGUUUGAUACUCCUGCGUGUGGAAUUUGCUCAUCAAAAUAAGCAAGAUUCUUUGCCAA
Molecule: messenger RNA, 2399 nt
Organism: Musa acuminata subsp. malaccensis (wild Malaysian banana)
Lineage: Eukaryota; Viridiplantae; Streptophyta; Magnoliopsida; Zingiberales; Musaceae
Product: rust resistance kinase Lr10
Biological process (GO): protein phosphorylation
Molecular function (GO): polysaccharide binding; protein kinase activity; ATP binding
Source: RefSeq, a predicted model, not a curated record